UGUUGUCAGCAUGUAAUACUGUGUUCAAAAUUCUAGUGAAAUAUGUGCUUGUAAUUUCUAGUCAAAAGAGAAAAAUGUGUCUGCAUUUGUUUUGCGGCUUUGCAUCGCUCUACAUCGGUUGCAUCUUCAUCGGCCUCACGGGGAUGCUUUUGGCCGUGACGAUCUUUUCUGUGGGUCUGUUCGAGCUCGUCAUGGGCAACACAAACUUACUGCUCGUGAUCUUGGCAAUGGUCUUCGGCCUCAUCUUUGCCCUGGCCAAAUUAUUUGUGCUCUUUGGCACUUUGUGGGACAUUUGCUGGGCCAUGCUCAUAUCCUUUUUUAUCGGUCUGGUGGCCGUAUCGCUUCUCAUUGGCCUGGUGGUAAUGUUCUACCUCAGCGUACAGAACUCACUACACCUCCUACUAGGCGCUAUCCUGUGCAUAAUUGAACUGUACUACGAGUGGAUCAUCAUAUCCACUUGGUGGUGCUGUCGCAGUUGCACGCACGAUUGCUAGGAGUUGCUAGGAGUUGCAGUUGCAAGCAAGUGAUCUUGGCUCGCAACUCGAACCUGUUGGAACUCAACGUCUUGGGACCACUUGUAGUACCGAAAAGCAGACUUAAGAGAGCAGCUGCCUAAGAGAACGUGGAUCCGAAGUGAGUGCGGCUGGGGUCUUCCGACAUUGAGUGUCUCAUACACAAGUCAGUUCGAUCUGAGACGCGCGAUGGAGCAGUCGAGCUGCCCCAGCGAAUGAGCGUGUGAGUGUGUGUCUGUGUACUGCCCCCUACCCGUCGUAAUAAAGAUACAAAAUAUAUCUGGAGAAAAUAAUAUCUGAAAAUACACAAGUGUAUCUGCAUGUGCAGCCGUGUCUGUG
This is a messenger RNA of Drosophila elegans, 851 nucleotides long. RefSeq lists its product as uncharacterized. The transcript is spliced from 3 exons. Lineage: Eukaryota; Metazoa; Arthropoda; Insecta; Diptera; Drosophilidae. Bases 75 to 494 code for a protein of 139 amino acids. The record is from RefSeq and is a predicted model, not a curated record.